Messenger RNA from Sycon ciliatum, 1671 nucleotides. Its product is annotated as sperm motility kinase 2B-like. The transcript is spliced from 5 exons. Gene Ontology annotation, biological process: protein phosphorylation. Lineage: Eukaryota; Metazoa; Porifera; Calcarea; Leucosolenida; Sycettidae. Gene Ontology annotation, molecular function: ATP binding; protein kinase activity. Bases 46 to 1200 code for a protein of 384 amino acids. The record is from RefSeq and is a predicted model, not a curated record.
GAUGUCCAUGAAGCAUAAAUAUUUUUUUCGCAACCAAACUCAUCUAUGAACAGAAUUGCCGACGUGUUCAGGGACGUCGCGCGCAUCGUGCGUAGAGGUGUAUCCGGCCCAUCAUGGCUUUUGCCAGUUACGGUUUUCCAGCCCACAGAGCAUGAUGCUGGCCGUAACCUGGUUGACGGCGAAAUCACCCUGACGGCGGCAGUCAUUGGCGAAGGGUGCUUUGGACGAGUUGUAAUAUGCCAGAUCCCCGGCAUGGAAAAGCCCGCAGUUGCUAAAAUUGUUCAACUAGGCACUUCGGCGGCGGCGGAGCUCACUAACGAGGCGGUUAUCAUGCGAACUCUACAGCACCCCAACAUCUGCGCGUUCUACGGAGCCCUGCAAACUCGGGAGCGCGCGUAUUUCGUUUGCGAACGACUAGCCGGAGUAACGCUGGCGACCAUGACAGUGGGUAGAACCGCUGGUGUGCUCAUGCCUCUACUGGGUGAGCCGGAGUUGCGCGACAUAGCUCACCAGUGUCUGAAAGCGCUGCGCUAUCUCGACUCGGCACGCAUCGUUCACAGCGAUAUCCAUAUGAACAACGUCAUGAUGACGUCACAUGGUAUCGUGAAACUUAUCGACUUCGGAAUGGCCAUAAACAUGCGGGAUGCACACCGUAUUAUGAUACGCAUGCGUCAACGAGCAGAUCCGCCGGAGACAAGGGCGAUGGCGCUUGGCGGGAUUUGCCCUAAGACAGACGUCUUCAUGCUGGGCACAAUGCUGUUCGAGUUCAUGCUCGGACUGUCGUCGUUCGGGAAUCUCAAGCAGAAGUCGUACCAAACUAUACAGCAUAUUCUCGCCCAAGGCAUUCGCGGGUCCAGCCCAGCGUUCCGUGCACUGAGUUUGCAUUUGAAAAAUUUGAUCAGGAGAAUGACGGCGUACGCGCCGAACACACGUCUCUCCGCGCAGGAAGCCCUUGAACACCCGUGGUUUACUUCGGCGACCGGUCGGGCGUACCCUGUUCCGCCACCAGUGGCCUUCCGAAACUGGACCCCAGUGCAGAGGGAGCAGGACCUUGAUCAAGGCGAGGUCACAAGGCUUGUAGCCGAGUUACAUAUGAGUCGCAGAAAUGUGGCUGGAGCCAUUCUAAGUCGACCUAAUGGAUGGCUUGGCAUUGCUUAUCGUGCUAACGUCACGCUGAGACGCAACGAACAACAGCUCUGAAUAAUAUCGACAUCUAUUUCCCGUCUCCACGCAGCUUGAAUGCGCUCAAGGCCCGUCGCUCUCCUGCGCGAUGACUACGCCUUGCGGCGAAGGCUCUUUUAUUUAAAAAAGCGAUCCUGUUAGCUUUCAUAUUAUUGUGUAAUCAUUAAUUUGCUUGUGCGAUGCGAGAACUACCGUACAGUAAUGUGUACCCGUAAUUCCUUGGUCACGUGGUAAAGUUUGAUCACAACCAUGUUUAUAUUGUCAUAUGCGAUGUGGCAAACUGUUUAGAAAUAAUAUUUGAAUCGUAGAUCUACGUUUUCAUUUUUCAUGAUAUCCCCUCAUGAUAUCUCCUGGAUAUCCUCACACACGUGUAAAGAGAAUAAAGUUCUCGAUAAUGAAAUCAGCCACGAGCGACACUUUCUCGCACUGCUCUCUGAUGCUCACGACGUGUUUGUUGCCCUGGUGACGGAGCGUCUAAGUAAGUUUGUA